AUGGACGCUCUACGCCGCGUUUCCACCUCCGCGGCGUCGCGCCGGGCAGCUUCUGGAGAUGCAACCGCCGACGCAGACCUCGCGCGAAUGGGCUACAAAUCCGACCUGCCACGGUCCCUCAGCAUGUUCUCCGUCCUCGGUCUCUCCUUCGCCAUCAUGGCCGUCCCCUUCGGUCUCUCCACCACACUCUACAUCACCCUCACCGACGGCCAAAGCGUAACGAUCCUCUGGGGAUGGGUCCUCGUUUCUCUCAUCUCAUUGAGUAUAGCCGCCUCUUUGGCUGAGAUUUGCGCCGUCUAUCCUACCGCUGGGGGAGUGUACUACUGGAGCGCCAUGAUGGCGACGAAAGAAUGGGCUCCUAUAGCUAGCUGGAUCACCGGAUGGUUGAAUCUCGUCGGAAAUUGGACCGUGACGCUUAGCAUUAAUUUCUCCGGCGCACAGCUUAUCUUAUCGGCCAUAUCGCUCUGGAGAGAAGACUGGACUGCCAAUGCAUGGCAGACGGUCCUCUGUUUCUGGGCCGUCAUGUUGGUCUGUUUCCUGGUGAAUGUCUUUGGAUCCAAGUACUUGGAUCUGAUCAACAAGAUUUGCAUCUACUGGACGGCGGCGAGUGUGUUGAUCAUCCUGGUCACACUCUUGGCCAUGUCGGAUAAUUACAGGAGUGGAGAGUUUGUCUUUGCGCAUUACGAUGCGAGCCAGAGUGGGUGGCCAGAUGGGUGGGCGUUCUUUGUUGGGUUGCUGCAGGCUGCUUAUACCUUGACGGGAUAUGGACUCGUUGCGUCCAUGUGUGAGGAAGUGCAGAAUCCGGCAAGGGAGGUUCCCAAGGCGAUGGUGCUGUCCGUAGCAGCUGCUGGAGUUACAGGAGUGAUAUAUCUGAUUCCCAUCCUCUUCGUCCUUCCGGACGUGCAGAUGCUGCUCCACGUAGCCAGCGGACAGCCGAUCGGACAACUCUUCAAGACCGUCACAGGCUCAACAAGCGGCGGUUUCGGUCUCCUCUUCCUCAUCCUAGGCAUCUGGUUCUUCGCAGGCACGGGAGCUCUCACAGCCGCCAGUCGCUGCACCUACGCUUUCGCCCGUGAUGGAGCUAUCCCCGGAAGUCGCUGGCUUGGACAAACAAACAGCAAACUCGGCAUCCCUCUCUGGGGUCUCGUCCUCUCGACAGUAGUAGACGCCCUCCUGGGUCUCAUCUACUUUGGCUCAACAGCAGCAUUCAACAGCUUCACCGGCGUAGCAACAAUCUGCCUCUCCACCGGCUACGGUCUCCCGAUCCUGGUAUCGAUCCUCCGAGGCCGCAAAAUGGUCCGUCAUUCCACUUUCUCCCUGGGCAAGUUCGGCUUCACCAUCAACGUAAUCUGUCUCGCCUGGAUCUGUCUCGCAAUCGUGCUGUUCUGCAUGCCAGUCAGUCUACCCGUCACAGCUUCGUCGAUGAAUUACGCUUCGGUCGUCUUCAUGGGCUUCGCGGCGAUUAGUAUCGCGUGGUAUUUCAUUCGCGGCAGGAAGGACUUCACGGGACCGCCUGUCGUUCAAGAUGCACACUCGACGCUGGAGGGCAAGUCGCAUACGUCGGCAGAUGGAGGAGAUGGCGAAUUAGGGGACGGAAUAGAGAAGAUUGGCAAGGAGCCACUCAAAGCGCUGUAG
Messenger RNA from Lecanosticta acicola, 1635 nucleotides. NCBI's taxonomy places the organism in Eukaryota, Fungi, Ascomycota, Dothideomycetes, Mycosphaerellales, Mycosphaerellaceae. The record is from the annotation of a GenBank genome assembly.